UCUGUCCGCGGAGAUGACUCGGACGGGCGCUCCAUGAAGGCGGGAGCAUAACCCCGGAGGGGGCCCGUCGCCGCCACCCCCUCCCAGCCCGGCUAGGGGAGCCGCGUUUGGGAGCUCGAGAAAGCGGGGAGGGGGCUGCCAAUGUGCGCAGGGAGAGCGGGUGGGGGCAGGAGGGGGGCGAGGUGUGCCAGGCGAGGGGCUGGGCUUGGGGUGGGAGCAGAGAGGCGCUCCUACCUUGCCUUUUCAUUGCAAGGUCUCCAUUGAGACCCCUCCACCCCACCUUCGCCCCUUCCCCAAACCGGACUAGGUCGAUUUGCUAAGAGAGAGAGAAAGGGGUGUGUGGGGGGGUGUUCUGGGAGAAGCGCCGCCCAGAAGUGAUGUGUCUCCUCCCCUCCUCUUAAUCCCCCCCAAACCUUGGGGAGAAAGAGGGGGUGACUAUUUUUCCCUCUCCCCUUUUGCGUGGAGGGGAGAGGGGGGGAAGGAAAAAAAAAAAAAGAGAGAGAGAGAGAAUGUCGUGAUUUAAGUGCCCAGCCGGAAUUUCAAGCCCCCUCUCUUCUACCUCGCCGCACCCACUGCGCCUUCGGAUCCAGACCUUCGGAGGGGCCGCCCGGAACGAUGUUUCUCCGGAUUUGGGGGGCCGUGCCUGAGAAGCAGCUGACGGCGUGGAGGGGGACCCUGGACCAUUCGGCAGAAACGGCCUGUUGUUAACCCCUUUUGGGAAAAAAAAGGACAACGUUCCCAAGCGAGUGAGGGAAAUAAAAAAAAAGAGAGAGACUGAGAGAGAAGUAACCUUGAGAUCUAGCGGCUUAGGAGGGGAAAAAACCGCAAAGAAAACAGCCAUGGGUUGUGCUCCCAGCAUUCAUAUAUCUGACAGCCGGGUGGUUUAUCACAGUAACAAAGAUCCGGAGGACUCCAAUUCGUCCCAGCAAGUCUCUGGAUUAUUCAUUAAAUCUUCCAACACCACCUCGUACAAGUUGAGAACUAACCUAACGAAAAAGGACUCUCGGGAUAACAUGGAGGCAGAAUCGAGGACCAAGAGAUCCAGCGUGAAGGCAGUAGGAACGGAUGUGCAAUUUGGCCCUAUGAGACUCCACCGAGAACAACUUCAGGUACUCUUAGUGUUUGCCAAAGAAGACAACCAGAGCAAUGGGUUCUGCUGGGCUUGUGAAAAAGCAGGCUACCGCUGUAGCAUUGCCAGGACACCUGAAUCUGCCCUUGAGUGUUUUUUGGACAAACAUCAUGAAAUCAUCAUUAUUGAUCACAGGAAUUCGAGAUACUUUGAUGCAGAAACGCUGUGCAGGUCCAUUAGAACAACAAAACCAUCUGAAAACACUGUUAUUAUUGGGGUCGUGCGGAGACAUGCAGAUCGUGAAGAGUUAUCAUUAUUGCCUUUUCUUUCUGCAGGCUUCACAAGGUAUGUAAAUCCUGCAUUUGAAGCAGUAAUGGGCUAUCAGAAAGGCGAAUUAAUAGGAAAGGAACUAACAGAAGUGCCUACAAAUGAAAAAAAAGCUGAUUUCCUUGACACUAUUAAUUCUUGCAUCAAGUUCGAAAAGGAAUGGCAAGGGACUUACUAUACCAAAAAGAAAAACGGCGAGAGCAUACAACAAAAUGUGAAGAUCAUACCUGUCCUUGGACAGGGAGGAAAAAUUAGACACUAUGUGUCACUUAGUAGACCGUGCAAUGACAACAAUAAGGCGGAAAGAAUCUGCGAAAGAGUGCAGGCUGAGUCCCAGACAGAUAUCCAGACCUGCAGGCACAAAGACAAGAGAAAAGGCUCUCUUGAUGUCCGAUCCACUACCUCUCGAGGCAGUGAUGGAAGUUCUCAGAGGAGACAUUCAUCCAUGGCCCGCAUACAUUCAAUGACAAUUGAGGCACCUAUAACCAAGGUAAUAAAUAUUAUCAACGCUGCUCAAGAAAGCAGUCCCAUGCCAGUGGCUGAAGCGUUGGAUAGAGUCCUGGAGAUUCUGAGGACUACUGAGUUGUAUUCUCCACAGCUUGGCACCAAAGAUGAAGAUCCACACACAAAUGACCUUGUCGGUGGCUUGAUGACGGAUGGACUACGAAGAUUAUCAGGGAAUGAAUACCUGUUAUCAGCAAAGCAAACCCAUCAAGUACCGGGCAGUUUGAUCUCACCCAUCUCCCUCAACGACAUCCCACCCAGGAUAGCUCAAGCAAUGGAAAAUGAACAAGACUGGGAUUUUAAUAUUUUUGAGUUGGAGGCUGCUACUCAUAAAAGGCCUUUGGUUUAUCUUGGCCUCAAACUGUUUGCUCGCUUUCGGAUCUGUGAGUUUCUCGGUUGCUCUGAGUCGACGCUGAGGUCUUGGUUGCAAGUCAUAGAAGCCAAUUAUCACUUAUCCAACUCUUACCACAAUUCAACCCACUCGGCAGAUGUGCUCCAUGCCACGGCCUAUUUCCUUUCGAAAGAAAGAGUAAAACAAACCUUGGAUCCCAUUGACGAAGUUGCUGCGUUGAUAGCUGCCACCGUCCACGAUGUGGACCAUCCGGGACGAACCAAUUCUUUCCUGUGCAACGCCGGAAGCGAACUGGCCAUUUUAUAUAAUGACACAGCAGUGUUGGAGAGCCAUCAUGCAGCGCUAGCCUUCCAGAUCACCACCCGGGAUGAUAAAUGCAACAUUUUUAAAAACAUGGAGAGGAAUGAAUACCGAACUCUGCGACAAGCCAUUAUUGACAUGGUCUUGGCCACGGAAAUGACCAAACAUUUUGAGCACGUCAACAAAUUUGUCAACAGUAUCAACAAGCCGUUGGCUGCCCUGGAAGAGAACGGGAGUACCAAUGGCGAGGGGGAUCCCAUCAAAAACGUUCUCACGUCUGCUGAGAAUCGAAUCCUGAUCAAACGGAUGCUAAUUAAGUGUGCUGACGUUUCCAACCCUUGCCGUUCGUUGGAACAGUGCAUUGAGUGGGCAGGUCGGAUCUCGGAGGAGUAUUUUGCACAGACCGAUGACGAGAAGAGGCAAGGUUUACCUGUUGUCAUGCCAGUUUUCGACAGGAAUACCUGCAGUAUCCCUAAAUCUCAAAUCUCGUUCAUUGAUUACUUCAUCAUGGACAUGUUUGAUGCUUGGGAUGCUUUUGCAGAUCUACCAAAUCUGAUGCAACACCUAGACAACAACUUCAAGUAUUGGAAGGGGAUGGAUGACAAGAAGUUGAGGACUCUUCGGGCACCCCCGGAAUAGCUGUCAGACCCACUGAACAUGCCUAUCUUCCACCAGGAAGCCAGUUCCUUCAAACUUGCCUUUGGUUAUGGAUUUUCAGAUUUGUUUGGUCUCUUCAGUAGGACAGCAAGACCUUUGUGUUCCCAACCACGGGGCGCUUGGACAAUCUGAAGAGCCUCAAGGUCAGAAGAACUCUCUUCUCCCUCGGUCAUCUAGCAAUUGAGGAGGUGGCUGCAUUUUUCAAGCUGAGUUACACUGGAUAGAUGCCUGUAUCAGAGAGAAUUUCAGGGUGAGCCUUAUCGCUUGCAUUAUUAGCAUGCUUGGAAGUCAUCUUUGGAGAGAGAGAUCCAUUCCUCAGAAGACCUCAGCGUAUGGUUCUUCAGAGCAGGAAAUGAUGGAGAAAAGAAAUGUCCCUCGCCCAUGAGGAUUCAUUACCAUGACGAGGACUCUUUAGCACUAAAAGAAUAAAAGAAACUGUAACUGCUACAUGGAACAAUCAGACAAUAUGGACUCUCUGUGAAGGAGCUUCCUUUUUUUUAAUCUUCUCAGAUGGACUUCGCUGUAUUUUUUCACAUUGCUGAAAGCGCGAUGAGAGCAAGUUCUCUUAAGAAUUUAGCCGCCAAUGGAAGCAAACCAACGGAACCCCCUCCGUUCCCCUUGGCCCUGCAGAUUUUUUCGAAGCUGAUUGUUAGGCACCUCUGAUUAAAAUGUUUUAUUUAUUUUGUUAGAUGUCAAAUAUUUUCUACAAAAGUUUAUAAAGACUAUAAAACGCCAAAGCCAACUUCUAGGGGCAUUACGGUUUUUCGUGAUUCCUAACUCAUUAUGCAUUUUUUUCCUUCUCCGAUUGCAACGAGGGCGCGCAGUGAAUCUAACCUUUUGUUACACAGACAGGAUGGGUGGCUAUCUUGGUUUUAUAUAUUACAGAUAGCCCUCGGCUGAACGGCCAUUUGUUCAGCAACCCUUUGAAUAGGCACUGAAUAGGGGGGAUUACACAACUUUGCUCUUGUGAUUAUGUCUCUGCUGUGGAUAUUAGGCUCUGGCUACUAAGUCCAACCAGUGGCCAGUAAAUCUUUUGCCAGUACUCUGCAUCUUCAUGUGAUCUUCAGGUGAAAUGAAUUUCUCAGCCCCUUCUUUAAAGAAAAGAAAAAAAUCCUUGGAGAAUUCCCAGCCCCUCUUGUAGAAUGUACAACAUGUUGUAUAUCAGGGCUGUCAAACUCGUGGCCCGCGGGCUGGAUGCUUCACGGGCUGGCCACGCCCACACCUGUUUUAGCGAAGGGGAAAAAAUGUCGUGAUACGUCACAUGACGCUGCUGUGACGCCACCACGAGUUUGUCAGCCCUGUUCUACAUCGUCCCUCU
This is a messenger RNA of Pseudonaja textilis, 4527 nucleotides long. Lineage: Eukaryota; Metazoa; Chordata; Lepidosauria; Squamata; Elapidae. The record is from RefSeq and is a predicted model, not a curated record.